AUGACCAAUUUGGAUAAACCAAGUGACUCUCAACCAGCUGCUGCUCCACAAGGUCAGCCACCAGUUGCUGAUCAAAACCAACAAGCUCCACCACCACAAGGUUAUGCUCCACCACCACAAGGAUACGCCCCACCACCACAAGGCUAUGCCCCACCACCACAAGGAUACGCUCCACCACCACAAGGUUAUCCACCACAAGGAUACCCUCCACAAGGAUACCCACCACAAGGAUAUGCUCCACCAUCACAAGGUUAUCCACCACAAGGUUACUAUGCUCCACCACAAGGUGCUCCACAACAACAAUACAUGCAACCAGCUGUUGUCGUUCAACAAGCUCCAGUUCUCAUCCAAGCUCCAAUUGUCCAAUUCCGUGAAGUCCCAGUUGAUAUUACCUGUGGUCACUGUCAAGCUCGUGUCACUACCAAGACUCACUAUGAAUCUGGUGGUAUGUGUUGGCUCGUAUGUUUCAUCUUGAUCUUGUUUGGUUGUUGGUUGGGUUGUUGUUUGAUUCCAUUCGGUAUCGACUCGCUCAAGGAUGUUCGUCACGAAUGCCCAUCAUGCAAGGCUACCAUCUACAAGUCAGUCGGUCGGUCGGUUUGCGAGGUUAUGUCCCGAGUACAUGAUAUGAUCUAUCUCCAAAGCGUAAAGGAUAAUAUUUCUUUAACAAAAGGGUUCUUUGAAGUAUUGGCCGUCAUUAGAGAAAUGAAAUCAACAAAUAAUUCAUCUUCUUUGUUGAAAUUCUAUUAUUCUUUAUUAGUGAUAUUCAUUAUUUAUUGUCAAUCAUGUUAUGUAGUUGUCGAUGCACUUCCAACCAUUAACAGUGUAGAGAGUAAUGGUAACUCAAUUUCAAUUUAUGGUAUUGAUUUUGGAAUUGCAAUCAAUGAGGUGACAAUCACCUUUUCAACUCAAUCAUUACUCGAGUUACCUCCAACCACACUUGUAUCAAAUGGCGCGAAUAGCUUGGUCACUUUUACACCAACCGUUCCAAUUUUGAAUGGUCAAGUAAUGGUAGCUGUCGCUGGAUGGGAAUCCAAUUAUUAUUCCUUUACUUUAAAACCUGUCAUUUCUAUUAGUAGUCCUCGCCCCAGUGCACUUGGUGGUUCUGCUAAUUUCCAAGGUUAUUUCAUAAAUAAAUUAAGAGCAAAUGGACAACCUACCAAUUUUGUCUUAACAAUUGGUAGUAAUGUCAUUAAUAACGCUGCUUUGACCUAUAGUACUACUGGAACCUAUUUAAAUACGACUGGGUUGCCCAGGGGAACUGGAACAAUCGCUUCGACACUAUCUAUUGAUGGUGUAGUGACGUCUUUUGACAUGACCUAUGCGGCACCGACCUUUACACUUUUUGUCACCUCUCAAAAUUUGCUUGCUGUGCAGGGUUCAAACUUUGGAAACGUAUUUUCACUCAUCUCGGUUCAUUCUGUCAACUAUCCAUCCAUCUCAUUCAAUGCUACAUCCAUUUCCACAGACAACAUUCGUUUCCUUGCGACCGUACCCGAUAAUGCAUGGACAGAUAACUACUAUAUCAAGGUGGAUGGACAAAUUUCCAACUCUCGUCUUGUUAGUUUUACGCCAUGGCUACUCACAUGCACCCAGAUUCCAACCGCCGGUGGUGCUGUUACCAUCACUGGUCACAUAAUGAGUCAUCCCACUAUACCACAACUCGUCAAGAUCAGAGAUAAUAUAGUGUGUCCUGUAACCUUUGGAAAUGGUAGUAUGGUAGUGUUUACAGCUCCCGCAGGUGGUGGAUCCAAUGUAGCAGUCAUUCUAUUUUCAAGUACACCAAUUUACACAUCCUACUAUUCACCAAUCAUUGAUUCGGUUGUACAACAACCAAAUGGUCAACUACUCAUUGUUGGUCAAUAUUUUGGUACCCCAUUAACUGUGAUGGUUGGUGAUAUAGCCUAUUUAUCACUGGUCUCAAAGAAUGCGGACCAGACUAAUAUGACUAUUGUCCCAUCACCAGCAUCUAGGAAUGGAGCGGUCAAGGUUAUUAUUGCCGAUCUCAUAUCCAACCUUUACACCUUUACUUUGCAACCCAUUAUUACAUCUGUCACGUCGGUUGAUACCAUUGGUGGACAAGUAACUAUUAUCGGUAGUUUCCUCCACAAUCUUCGUCAAGAUGGGUCAACUGCACCAGUCUCUAUUGCGUUUGGUAGCGCUGCACCAACCCCUGUAUCAAGCUGGUCAAAUGAUACGGGUAGCUACAUUGUCGUCAAUGUCGCCGAGGGAGUUGGCAAGAACAUCCCAGUCUCUGUGACUGUCGAUGGAAAACAAUCGAAUCAAGGUAGUUUCAGCUACAACCCUCCAACCAUUACAUCGGUCACUCAAUCAAGUACUGGUAUCAAUAUCCAUGGUAGCAACUUUGGCGUUUCAACAAGCACCACCAUGCCAAUUGUCAACAACAAAGACUAUACCCCAAACACCUCGAUUGUUACACAAACUGAAAUCACAGUUUCCCUGGGAGCAAACGAAAAGAAUGGGUAUGUCAGUGUGGUGGUCGGUGGACAGUUGGCUACCUCCAAUAUAACACUCGAACUUGAACCUGUCAUCUCCUCUACCGGUCCUGUUUCAUUGUAUGGUGGUACUUUUACCAUCUCUGGUAGAUAUCUUAAUAAUCAAGACUACCUUGGUAAUACUAUACCUCUAUCUGUUGAAUUGGGAUUAAAUACCCAAUGCACCAGUCCAGUUACAACAGGUACCCAAGUAACCUGUCAAUAUACAAAAGGUCUGGGUGGUGCAGAUGCCAAUAUCGUUCUAACCAUUGGUAACAAACAAACCAGCACAUUUGUUUCAUUCCCAGCUCCAACUCUAUCAUCCAUAUCACCUACUCAAGAUGUAACGGAUGACAGUAUAACUAUGUUUGGUACAAACUUUGGAACACGGUCUGAUCAAAUAUUCGUCUUUAUCGGUCAAGAUGCAGGUUCUGUGACUGGGUUAGCAUCUGAUUCACUUGUCUUUAAAAUCAAUCCAAAUUCUAAAUCGGGACCUGCCAAAGUAAGAGUAUUUGGUCAAGAUUCCAACACGAUGGAAGUGGUCAUUUCACCCAUCAUUACAUCGGUCGACAAGGUUGCUACUGGAGGUGGAACUAUAUCUAUACUUGGACAACACUUUAAUCAAUUCAGAUCAAAUAAUACACAAUCUUCAAUCUCCAUACGACUCAACUCUAACCCACCUUCUUCCAGUGGGUUUGUCGUCAAAAGUAGCAGUGUUAUAGAGUAUGGUAUACCAGCUGGUACCGGUAAAGGUCAAUCACUCACCUUGACAAUCGAUGGUCAAUCGUCGAGCAUCGUAUUCAAUUAUCCAGUCCCCGUAUUAUACAAUGUUAAUCAAGUACAACAAUCACAAGCACAUUAUACAACGGGGUUGACUAUUUUCGGGUCAUCAUUUGGUACCGUCAAAGAAAAUGUUCAAUUCUUGUUCAAGAAUCAGCUAACUGCCCAAUUCCAACCGGUUACAAUGCUCCUUGACAGUGCCAUUCAAGUCGCACUACCAACAUUUGCAAAGAAUGACAAGAUCCUAGUCAAUGUGUCCAAUCAACUAUCAAACGAAAUUGAUUUAGAAUUAUACCCAAUAUUGAAAUCAAUUACAUCGGCCGACUCGGUGGGAGGUGAAAUUAAAAUUGGUGGAUUAUAUUUAAAUAAUCAAACUGCCAAUGGAACAGUAUUACCCAUUACAGUAGUGUUCCCAGGUAACGUACCAUGUACAAAUAUUCAAAAGAUUGCAGAUGAUCAAGACAUGUCUUAUAUUACAUGUAUGGCUCCACCUGGAACUGGUAUAACCAAUAGUGUUGUAGUUACAGUUGGGCAACGUGCCGAUACUAUCAACUUUGCAUAUGGUGCACCUGUAAUAUUCGAUUUGAUUGUAUCUGAUACAAAUAGUGUAUCAAUCAUUGGAAAGAACUUUGGUACUGCGCAAUCAGGUAUCACAGUCAACCUUGGUGCCACCACUCAAUCAUUCAGUUUUGUCAAUAGUACAUUACUCUUAUUCACCGCUGACCCCUCAUCAACCAAGAGUGGACCAAUCACAGUUACACUGACUGAUGGUAGAGUUUCCAAUCCAGUUCAAUUACAUUUAACUCCAAUCAUUACAUCUGUCUCGAAACCUGUUAAAACAAAUGGUGAUCAGUUGACUAUAGUAGGUUCAUUUUUAAAUCCAACUAGAUUAGAUGGUUCAUCAACCAAUAUUACAAUAAUCAUUGAUCAACAACAACAACAACAAUGUACCAAUCCAGUUGCAUCGGGAUCAACGAUAGUUUGUACAUCACCUCAAGGAUCAGGUACCAAUCAUAAUAUUAGAGUUUAUAUUGAUGGAGUAGCAUCACCAACAUCUGUUCAGUUCUCUUAUAUUGCACCUUUAAUUAGUGGUAUCGUUCAACGUGCAAGUAGUAAUGAAAUAACUAUUUAUGGAACAAACUUUGGUGGUAGUGAUUUAACAAAGAUAUCAAUCAACAAUGAUAUUAAAUUAGAAUCAAUUGUCAAUCCAACAAUGAUGAAUGCAACACUGCAAAGUGCAUCAAAGAAUGGUAAUAUCCGAGUUGUAGUUGAUGGUCAAACAAGUAACAACUAUCUUUUAAACAUUAAACCAUUGGUCUCGUUUAUUUCAUCGGCUUCACCUUUUGGAGGUGUAGUUGAAAUAGUUGGUAAAUACCUUUGGACUGUUAGAUCAAAUGGUACAUUUACAGAGAUAACCAUUAAAAUUGGAGGGUUGGAUUGUUUGAACAUAUCAACUACAGUGGAUGAUGGAACGAGUAUUCAAUGUAGUAUUGGAGCUGCUAGUUUAUACCAACAAGCUGUAUUGGUAACAAUCGAUUCUAUUGUUGGUGAUAGUGGCUCGUUGGAAUACACAUCUUUGGAUCCAGUCAUCACAUCGAUUGAUUCAACUUAUUUCAAAGUACCUGGUCAAGUUGUAUUCCACGGUGAUCAUUUCUACGGACCGACUAUUGAUAUUCAAAUUGGAGAUACCCCAUGUACCAAUGGACAAAUAGUCGAUAGAAAUACAGUGACUUGUGACUUUGAUAGUUUAAUUGGAUCAAAUGCAAGUCAACCAUUGGAUGUAUAUGUGAAAUGUGGAAAUCUAGAUGUUACAGUUGAAGGAAUAUACAAAUACCGUGUAUUGGAAUGUCUCAACUCAUGUUCGUCACCAAACAAUGGACAAUGUUUGGUCAAUGGUCAAUGUAAAUGUGUUGGUGGGUACACUGGAUCCGAUUGCUCCAUCCCAUUCACAAAGUCAGUCACCAGUACACCAACAACUACAGUGUCUGGUGGUUCAUUUGUUGCAUACAAUAGUACCGUCGAAUUCCUAUUAUCCCAUAUUCAAGAAAUCAGAGAGAAUGGAACGGUUGUCAAGACCAUUUCAUUAAUUGAUGCUAAAUGGGAUAUAUUAGACGAAAACUCAAGUGCAUCUGUCAUCAUUUACAACAACACCGUUAUUGGUCAAUACAACAUUGAAUUGGUUGUUUCAUCGUUCAAUCAGUCAUCUGACCAUAUUAUACAAUUUGCAGGUGAUGAAAUUGCCGUUCCAUCCAACUCGAUUAAACAUAAUAUUAUAAUCAACAGUUAUACAUUUGAAUCAGAGACAUCAUCAUUAUUGGUAAUCUAUCGAUUCAAAUCACCAACACAACUAGAUUAUGAUUGCAAGACUAAAGAUACAACCUAUCAAUUUGAUACUUCAUCCUCUUCAACGUUGAUUAAAUCGUAUAGUAUCGAUUCACCUCUUGGAACAAUGAUAGCAUCAUUUAGUAAUCGUGCCAUUGUUGAUGAUACCAAUCAAAUUGUUACAUCGAUCCAAGCAGUUGCAUCAAUUGAUUCAACAACAAAAUCAUCGGCUGGCGUUCAAUAUGUUGGUAUUCGAGUACCAUCAUUUGAAAACUUUGUUGAAAUUGAUCCAGUAUUCUCUGCCACUUUAAAGACUACUCCUCCACCAAUUCAAGAAUGUACUGUAUCAUCUUCUUCAUCAACAAGUAUUCCUUCAAUAUUCUUCUCCUUCUUUUCAUUUAUUAUAUUUUUAAUUGUCUUUAAUUAA
Cavenderia fasciculata is the source of this 6021-nucleotide messenger RNA. It is a transcript of the gene tgrB1, whose product is annotated as IPT/TIG domain-containing protein. Bases 1 to 6021 code for a protein of 2006 amino acids. Lineage: Eukaryota; Evosea; Eumycetozoa; Acytosteliales; Cavenderiaceae. The transcript is spliced from 7 exons. The record is from RefSeq and is a predicted model, not a curated record.